This is a messenger RNA of Salmo salar (Atlantic salmon), 2780 nucleotides long. The record is from RefSeq and is a predicted model, not a curated record. NCBI's taxonomy places the organism in Eukaryota, Metazoa, Chordata, Actinopteri, Salmoniformes, Salmonidae.
UUAUUGUAGAAAUAGGCGGGGUUUAGCCAUAAUUUUGACUUUGUGGCUGUGGUAACUAAUGACGACCCUCUGAGUUGUGCCUGUUGUUCACACGAUUAUCUGCCGUCUCAUUGGUUAGAAGGGUCCCACCUGAUCUUGCAUCCUCCUGCCUGCCUUCCAUAUUUGGGGACAUGUUUUUCCAUUGUUAGAGCGGUCACUUGACUAUCUUGUCAAUAUAAUAGAACAUCUUUGCUGCUGUUAUUUUUUUUUACAUUUUGCUAAAUUGAUUAGGGCCUAAUUAUGAUUGACAUGUAAUAAUAAACUUAUAGCAUACCUAGAUAAGAGUUCACUAGCUGCUUGGUGACAUGGUAAACCUGUAGGCUAGUCUAGAUAUCUUUCAAAACCAUGAAAAUUGGGUUUGCCGGACCAUUUUUGGUGAGAUGGUUGUGCAGGAGAAGCAUUGGAAGACAUACAGAUUUUGGUGUUUGAAUGCAGCAAUGUGACUCAUGGCUUUCUACAGUGCAGUGCGGAGAGACCAGAUACCCUGAGGUGUGUUGUCUGUCUGCAUUUGUCGAAAAUGAACAAGGGAGGGAGCAGCACAAAUAUCACACAGCCAGGCACCAUGCAGGGGGAACCCUCCCCUCAUCCCUGAGUGUGUCAUAUCAGAUAGUGUCAGACUACAUCCAGAAGGGGGGAUGAUAAGAGCUUCCUGAAAGUAGCCUUUGAGAAACCCUGUGGAACAUUUUCCUCUAAUAGCCAUUUUCAAGCAGAGGCAGACAGGGUUGGUUAUUGACCUUCUCAACGGUAGUUUCUUCAGACCAAACUCAGUGGUUUUAGCGAAGAGCCAGAAUGGAGUGGUCACUAGAGAGGGUGAGGGAGAUGGUGGCUGGAGGGAUGCAGUCUAUGAGGGACUGUGAGUCCAGUGCCUUUGGCACAGCCAUGUGCCUGCUGCUGCUCUUUGUGUGGUACUGUUACAGGGUAGGUCGUGAGCACAGCUCCUCUCCCCUGCGUGGGGGGUACAGCACUGAGCCCAGUCGAGGGGGUGGGGGGGCCUUGAUCAGCACAGAGAGAGAUGGCAAGGCUAAAGGCAGGCCGGUGUCAGGGGUGGAGGAGCCGAACGGCUUUGCUUACUGCCAGUCCGCUGAGUCCUUUCGCUGCACCAACACAGGGGACGGUCUCAAUCAGAAGCUGUACCACAGCCUGCAAGAUUACGCCAAACGCUACACCUGGUCGGGCAUGGGCAGGGUACACAAAGGGGUACGAGACCAGGGUCGCUACCUCACCAGUCGGCCCACCAUCCAGAGGCCAGAGGUGUUCUUCCUCCCUGACCUGCCCUCAGCACCCUUCUUCUCCCGGGACGCACAGAAGCAUGACGUGGAGCUGCUGGAGAGGAGCUUCCCUGCUCUGCUGGCUGAGUUUGAGAGCAUCUACCACGCCCCCCCAUCAAGGGCCGGCUCCUCCCUUCCUUUGGGCUGGAAGUCCAACAGCACCCCCCAUGGCCAGUGGUGGACCUUCUACUUGUUGAACCAGGGCACUCCGCUGGCCCUCAAUGCCAGGAGGUGCCCCCGGGCCUGGAGGGUGCUGAGUCAGCUGCGCACCUUUAUCGCCAACAACGUGUUUGGAAACGCCUGCUUCUCUGUGCUAACCCCGGGAGCCCUGAUUACUGAGCAUUACGGCCCAACCAACGUCAGGCUGCGCUGCCACCUGGGUCUUAGAGUGCCCUCUUCCUGUGAGCUGGUGGUUGGCGGUGAGCCACAGUGCUGGUCUGAGGGGAGCUGUCUGCUGUUUGAUGACUCCUUCCUCCACAGGGCCUUCCAUGAGGGCGGCCCAGAGGACGGCCCCAGGGUUGUCUUCAUGGUGGACCUCUGGCACCCUAAUGUGGCAGCUGCUGAGAGACAGGCUCUGGACUACAUCUUCACCCCUGGGCGCUGAGAAGACAAGGAGUUUGUUGGGGAGGGGGGUUGAAGAGAAACAGAGCUACAGAGAGUAAAACAGAGGUAAAGGGCGACGGAGAGAAUGUCUUUCAGAAUUUAAGAGAGUUGGUGAAAAAAGUAGAGAAGAACAGUGUGAGUGGGGUGGGAGGGAGCACUUCUCUUGUCCCGUUCCCACACUCACUGUGUACAUAUUCUCUGUCUUGUUCGAAUCUGCUUUCUCCCUGUAACUCUUAGCACCUGCUGACCUUGACCAAACAGCCAUAAUGUAAAAUGUUACAUUUGAAUGUUUACAGCCCCAAUCCUUAUCUCUGUGAUUAUCCCUGCCAAUGUGUGAUACUUUACUGUGCUCUCCUAUAGAAAUCAAUACAGCUUUCACAAAAACAUGGUUGGAUAAGCACAUAGAAACAUUUUUUUAGAGAUGAAAUGAUUUGCUUGAAACUGUCUGUGUUGUUGCUACACAGAAGAAAGGCUUGUAUUUGGUCAAUGAUCUAAUGAAUGGUUGUAAUAUGGUUGUAUUUGAUAUCUUUGUAUUUCUGUAAAUAGAGUUGGAGUACAAAACAUAUCAUAGGUUUUGAAAUGUAAUUGUCUUACAAUCAAUAGUUAAGUUAUUGUGCGGUCUUAAUAUUCUGGUACUGUAAUGUCAUCUUCUCUUCUGAGCAUUUGUCAUUUUGAUACAUUCAGGUUUAGAUAUCUGAAAUGUUUGUCAAGUGGUUUGGCUAUUGUUCAGUGACAUUUUAUAUAAUUCAGUGAUUUUUUUUUUUUUCAGCUGUAUAUCAAAUUUAUGGUGAUAUUCUACCCCAAUAGAUUCAUAUCUGUGGCAUUUGUACUCACUUUGAACAGUAUUUAAUAAAUGGCAAAUUAUCUGAA